This is a messenger RNA of Notothenia coriiceps (black rockcod), 2262 nucleotides long. RefSeq names its product zinc finger protein 750 (gene znf750). The record is from RefSeq and is a predicted model, not a curated record. Gene Ontology annotation, cellular component: nucleus. The coding region runs from base 71 to 1978 and encodes 635 amino acids. Lineage: Eukaryota; Metazoa; Chordata; Actinopteri; Perciformes; Nototheniidae. The transcript is spliced from 3 exons. Gene Ontology annotation, biological process: epidermis development; positive regulation of transcription by RNA polymerase II. Gene Ontology annotation, molecular function: RNA polymerase II cis-regulatory region sequence-specific DNA binding; promoter-specific chromatin binding; DNA-binding transcription activator activity, RNA polymerase II-specific.
ACAGCACACACAUGCUUCAUCACACACAUACUCUGAACUUUUAGCACAUAUAGGAGAGACAUCCUGACUAAUGCUGGCUGCGGACGGUGGAGCGGCUCUCUGCAGGCUGAACACUCAGGAGACGACACCGUUGCCACAACCAGAGCAGAUAACAGCCGUUAGAAUAAAGAUGGAGACUGCUCAGGAACGGAAGCCAAAAAGGCCCCACUACAUUCCCCGACCGCUAGGCAAGCCUUACAAGUACCAGUGUUUCCAGUGUCCCUUCACCUGCAACGAAAAGUCCCAUCUCUUCAACCACAUGAAAUACAACUUGUGUAAAAACUCCAUCUCCCUGAUGUCGCAGAAAAAUGGACAGACAGCCCGACAGGUCAAGGCUGUAGUAAAGGGAGUCCCGGCCAAAUCUAAGGACUGCCCAAGCCCCGUGCCAGCAGCUGAGAACAAUAGUCCUGAGAAACAGGAGCAUGAGAAAAAGGCUGAGAACACAGACACAGAAGAAGUAGAGGUUGGGUGUGACAGUGCGGUCAAUAAGGAAAACCAGAGUGGGACAAUAUCAAAUACAGAAACAAACGGAGGGAACAAGGAGAGCGCUGAGGGCAUGUCUUUGCCACGCCCUUCUGCCUUCUCCCCCGUCACACCCAAAAGUGACGGAGCAGAAGCCUUCGAGUCGUCUGUGCCACAGUCAGAGGACUCACAAGCUGCUGCUCCCACUUUCAGCCACCCAGGCUUCCCGUGGGGUACGCUUUCACCCUCCAUUCCACUAAAACCAUUCCCCCCUCCCAUGGUUCCUGAAUACUCUCCUUAUCUCCUUCAUGACCGGCCCCUGUAUCCUCCAUACUACCUCCCAGCUAACCACCCUGCGAGUGAGCCACAUUCUUCUUCUUUCCAGCCAGAGUUGAUCAAUCCCCAAAGGCCUGUGGUUCCACAACCUAUUGCCCCACAUUACACUUCUCUCUUUCCCUCGUACCUAAACAGAUACUGCCUCCCUAUUCACCCGGGCCCCCCUCUGCAUUAUACUCUGUACAGACCCCAUGAGCUCUCCAUGCAGAUAAGGGAAUCAAGAUAUCGUCCUUUGGAUCUGUAUGGCCCGGCCCCAGGGCCUAAGGAUUAUGAUUUAUACAUGCAUUCACAGCACAGUACCAACAUCCUCAACACAUCUACAGAAGAGGGGAGCAGCCACAGGCAAAGGGGAGACAAGGAAACAAGGCUGAGUCCUAAAGAGGGCUGUUCAGCCUUGGGGUCCCCCGACAGGCCUUGUCACGCACACAACAUCCAGAGAGACGCAGAGGCCCCACAUUACACCAACAAGGGAGACUCACAGACAACAACCCGACUAGGACCAACAGCUACAGCCGUGCAACCCUUCAACUGUGACCAACGGCACGAACAGUCUGCAGAAAGCUUACUGCCGUUGAAACACCUUCAUGUGGAUGGAGGAUUAGCUGAGAGCAGCAGAUAUUCCUCUACACCGCACCAAGAUGACGAGGACAACAGAGAAGACCUGGCCCCCCUCAACCUCUCAACGAGGAACCAGGACAAAGAGCCUACAGACCACAGAUUGAGGUGGUCAGACAAUCAGACACUAAAGGGGGAAGAGUUACCUCUGAACCUCAGCCUACGAGCUUCUUAUAGCAGUCCUGUUCCCAUCUCUGCCCCGAGCACUUCUGAAGAUCUUCAGCAGAGGCCAGACACUGAGCUGGACGAAGAACCAUGUGACCAGAGGCAGACUGCAGCACUGGCACUGUGUCAACUAGCCAUUGCUAGCUCUGUUGCCUCCUCAUCCAAAUUCAGCACUACAGAAAGGCCCUCAGAGGACUCAGACAGCUCUUGCUCUCCAAAGAAAAGCAAACACAUAACUAAGGCUAAAACAACAAGCAAGAAAAGAGCAAACAGCAGCCAGGCUGAGAGCAAGUGCCAUAAAGCCACCAAGAGGGCAAAAGCAUCAGGGCGGGCUCUCAGGAGGAGGCCUCGCUGCUGCUGAACUCUGACUCUUAUCAUAUUUGGUCACUUUCGCCACAACAAGCAUCAACUGACAAAGAUCAAAUGAUUGAACAUGUAUAAAAUGUAUAUUGCAGUGCCACAAGUUCAACAUUAAAAUUAAAUGUAAAGAUUAUUUGCAUAUAUUGUAUAUAUAAAACUAAACUUUUAUAACGGCUGUUUAUAUUUAAACCUGGACAUUCUUUGCAAUGUUGACAAUGUGACAAUGAAAUGUGGGGAUGUACUGUAAAGGUGAAUAUGUUGAAUAAAUAAAGAAGUCAUAUUUUA